UAGAUAUCAAUGAGGGUAGUUUUGUAAUUAUGCAACAAUUUGGGGAGGUUUGGGAUUUGAAGUAGAAAAGGACAUGGCUUAUUCUUUUGGCCUCAAAUUUUAAGAAGGCUGUAUUUUUUCUUUAUUUGGUGUCAAAUCUUUGAAAUUUUUCCAUCAAUGGCGAAUGCCCAGUUGCAGAAAUACGGGAUGCUAUCCAGGGAACAGUUGGUGUAUCUCUUUGAUCGAUUCUCUGUUCUUGUUUCCCAGCGCGAUGUUAAGAAGAGAAUUGUAGAAGCUGUGGAUGACAAGCAGGAACCUGUUGCAGUUACUACUGCAAUCCAGGAAGAGAUUUUUUUGGAGAUGGGGGUUGAUCCAGGUUUUGGUCUUGCAUGCCUGGGAAAGGUGAAUAUGACUUAUGAGAAUGAUCAGGAUCUGAUGAUUCGCUAUUACAGAUUUGUUGCCAAAGAGGAGUUAGCCUGUGAUGAAGCUGAGCUUGGACCUGAGGAAUUUGCUGAAAAGCUUGAUAUUCAACAAAAACUACAGGAACAGCAACUGGAGAUGCUCAAGUACAUGCGCAAAUUUCACCUGGAUGAUCAAUCUGCAAUCCUUGAGAAGUUACACAAUCAGAUGGAAGAUGCUAAUUUUGACAGUGAGGCGUCAAUUUUGUCAUCAGAGAAGAUUCAAGAGAUUGUUCGAAGGAGGGUGUCUCCUUUAUUCAGACCAAGAUUGAUGAACUAAGAAUCCAACAGUGUAAUGCUUCCUGCUUCAGUCUGCUCCAUCCUUGAAGUGAUACCAUGAUUUGUGAAUCUUCAAGUUCAUAGUCCAUUGCCACUGCCAGAAGGCUCUGUUUAACAUAAUCUACAUGAGUCCAGCUGUUGUCAUCCCAAGAACAAUUAGCGAAAUAUCCUGGUACAGAGAUGCCUUUGAGUGGGUUAUUGUUUUAAAGCAAAAACUGAUGAAGCUGUUUUCAUCUAAUCCUAUGUUUUUUUCAUUUUUAUCUUUGAGUGGGUUAUCAAUCACAGUGGUCUGUCAUGUGAAAAUACUUGAAUCUUACUGGAAUUUUAGAUUGAAUAUAAUAUGGCAUGCAUAUGUAGCAAUGACAUAUGUAAAGAUGGCAUGCAUAUUUGAA
Theobroma cacao (cacao) is the source of this 1108-nucleotide messenger RNA. RefSeq names its product plant/protein. The record is from RefSeq and is a predicted model, not a curated record. Lineage: Eukaryota; Viridiplantae; Streptophyta; Magnoliopsida; Malvales; Malvaceae.